Necator americanus (New World hookworm) is the source of this 420-nucleotide messenger RNA. RefSeq lists its product as uncharacterized. The record is from RefSeq and is a predicted model, not a curated record. Lineage: Eukaryota; Metazoa; Nematoda; Chromadorea; Rhabditida; Ancylostomatidae. The transcript has a single exon. The coding region runs from base 1 to 420 and encodes 139 amino acids.
AUGCGCAAUGGAUGGGUCUCAGAUGCCCCAUUCACGCUCAACGGAACGAACAUAUCCGAAUGCACCAGCUACGUUUAUCUGGGUCGGGAACUGAACAUGAUGAACGACCUGACCCCAGAGCUGCGCAGGAGGAGACGAGCGGCUUGGGGAGUGUACAAGAGCAUCGAGGAUGUAGUGAAGAAGACCAGGAACAGGCUCCGUGCUCACCUCUUCAACACCACCGUACUUCCUGCUUUGACCCAUGCUUCGGAAACCUGGGGAUUUCGCAAGCAGGAAGAAAACGCGGUGAGCGUCACUGAACGCGCAAUUGAGAGAGUGAUGCUAGGAGUAUCCCGCUCCACACAAGUGAGUGAAGAGAUUCGAAGUUCUUUCCUACGUCAGCGAUCAAAGAUUAGAGACGCCGCAGCGUUCGCCAAGUAA